This is a messenger RNA of Sphaeroforma arctica JP610, 2902 nucleotides long. RefSeq names its product plasma-membrane proton-efflux P-type ATPase. Bases 1 to 2895 code for a protein of 964 amino acids. Gene Ontology annotation, cellular component: plasma membrane. Lineage: Eukaryota; Ichthyosporea; Ichthyophonida. Gene Ontology annotation, biological process: regulation of intracellular pH; proton export across plasma membrane. The record is from RefSeq and is a predicted model, not a curated record. The transcript has a single exon. Gene Ontology annotation, molecular function: ATP binding; P-type proton-exporting transporter activity; ATP hydrolysis activity.
AUGGUGUCUGCAACGGAAACUUUUGUAGAAGUCUCAUUGACGAACGAGAAACAGAAAGCUGAUAUCAAAUAUGAGGAUCUGACCAUCUCAGAAGCCCUGCGCAUAUUAGAAACGUCCGAUGCUGGCCUUUCGGGAACCGAAGCACAACAGCGAUUGGUGCGAUUUGGUCCUAACAAACUUCCUGUGAAAGAAAAGAGUCCUAUCUUGGAAUUUCUCAAGUUCCUAUGGAACCCUCUUUCGUGGUGCAUGGAGGUUGCAGCCGUCAUUUCUAUCAUCUUGCUCGACUACGUUGACUUCGCACUGAUCAUCAUUCUCUUGCUUUUGAAUGCCGCAAUUGGCUAUCGUGAAGAGGCGGCUGCGGGAGAUGCAAUAGCUGCGCUUGCUGCUUCACUGGCACCUCAGGCAAAAGUGCUUCGCGAUGGGAACAUACAAACUAUAGAUGCAUCCCAACUGGUUCCCGGUGAUAUAGUACUUGUUCGCCUGGGUGAUGUGAUUGCAGCCGACAUCAAGUUCAUCGGUGCCGAAGAUCAUGAGCCAUUACAAAUCGACCAGGCCGCUUUAACUGGGGAGUCGUUGCCUGUGAAACGGUUUGCAGGACAGUGUGCAUUCUCUGGUUCCACUGUCAAGCAGGGUGAGAGCUUAGCAGUAGUCUACGGCACUGGAGUCAACACAUUUUUUGGCAAAGCUGCUUCUCUAAUUUCGGAUACAGAUUCAGCGGGUCAUUUGCAAGAAGUUAUGUCUCGAAUUGGUGCUAUAUGUAUCAUCACUAUUACGGUCUGGGUGAUUAUUGAGCUGGGAGUGCAGUUUGGCUACUACAAUCACCAGUGCUCUCUGGGCCAAGAAGGGUCGUGCCCUACACUAUCGAACAUGCUAGUAAUUAUUGUGGGUGGCAUUCCCAUCGCUAUGCCCACUGUUCUAUCCGUAACAUUAGCCAUGGGAGCCUAUAAACUAGCCACCAAGGGAGCAAUUGUGACUCGUCUUACGGCAAUUGAAGAGUUGGCCGGUAUGGAUAUGCUCUGCUCCGACAAGACCGGAACACUCACAUUAAACCAGCUCAGCGUUGACAAGGACAAUCUCGAAUCAGGCGACGGCUUUACAACCGACGAUAUCUUGUUGUAUGGAGCCCUAGGUGCGAAGAUUGAAAACGAAGAGCCCAUUGACCUGUGCUGCCACGACGCCUACGGAGACAAGAAGGAUACGCUCUGGGAUGAGUACAAAUGUCUUAGGUAUGUUCCUUUCAAUCCCAAUGAUAAGCGUACCAUCGCUACCAUCCAGGAAGUAUCUACGGGUCAGACAUUCCGUGCUGCGAAAGGCGCUCCUCAAGUUAUUCUACAAAUGUCCCACAACUACGAGGCAAUCAAAGACAAAUUUGAAGGCCGCAUCCUAGAGUAUGCCAGCCGCGGCUACCGGGCACUUGGUGUGGGGUUUUCAGCGGGUACUGACAAUGAUUCUUGGGAAUUCGUGGGACUCAUACCGAUUUUCGACCCACCCCGUCACGACACCAAGGACACCAUUGUUAAGUGUCUUGAAUUGGGCAUCGGAGUUAAAAUGAUCACCGGUGAUCAAUUGCCCAUUGGUGUCGAGACAGCCAGACAGCUUGGUAUGGGCACCAAUAUGUAUACAACGGAGGUGUUCAAGAACGAGCACUCGGGGUUGAUAGAAGGUACAAUGACGCUAUCUGAGCUGGUUGAGAAUGCGGACGGAUUUGCAGAAGUCUUCCCCGAACACAAGUACGAUAUCGUCAAACGGCUUCAAGAGAGAGGUCACAUUACUGGCAUGACAGGCGAUGGAGUGAACGAUGCCCCUGCCUUGAAGAAGGGGGAUAUUGGUAUCGCAGUAGCCGAUGCUACCGAUGCAGCUCGAGCCGCCGCCGAUAUCGUCCUGACGGAGCCAGGACUUGGUGUAAUCAUUGAUGCCAUCAUCGGUGCACGCAAGAUCUUCCAGCGCAUGAAAAGCUAUGCUAAGUACACAGUAGCCAUGACUUUCCGUAUUUGCUUCACGUUCGGAUUGCUUACUGUGCUGUACGACUGGUACUUUCCGACUAUACUGAUUGUGCUGCUAGCCAUAUUCAACGACGGUGCCAUGAUUUCCUUGUCAAAGGAUCGAGUGACACCCAGUCGCAACCCGGACGCUUGGUUUUUGCAGUCCAUCUUCAUCAAUGGAUUGGUGUAUGGAUUGUAUCUCACACUCUCAUCAUGGGCGUUGUUUUACAUUGCUUCGCACACGGAUUUCUUCACUGGCGGUUCCGCAUUGAGCCUCCAGUCUUUAGAAUACACUGCAUCCGGCGAGUACUGCAAUACUGUAGAGAGCUUAUUGACUGGGACAGCCGAGUACAACCAGUGCGUGACAGAGGUCACCUGGGAACGUCAAUCUCGUCUCCGUGCUCUCAUGUACGUGCAGGUGUCCAUAUCCGGCAUGGCAUUGAUAUUCGUAACCCGUACCAGCAAGUUCUCGUGGUUGGAUCGUCCAGGCGUGCUUCCCAUGCUAGCCUUCAUUGCUUCACAGAUCGUGUCUUCUUUAAUCGCCGGAUUCGGUUUCAAUGGAUGGACCGAACCCUUAGACAACACGCCAUGCGUUUACUGUGAAGACUUUUCUGGUGCUGCUCCACUCUAUGGUACCGAGUCCGUGUACGAAGCAUCCCUACUGGGCUGUGGCGUCUGGGUGAUCGUUGCGUGGGUUUGGGCCAUUCUCUGGUUCAUUCCAUUGGACUUCAUCAAGUUCGCUAUGGCCUACAUAUGCGAUGGAGACAGACCUUCUCUGUAUACAUUGGGAAUUCGCACACAAGCUUCCCCAAUCAGUAACCCUAAAGCACUCGCUUCGGUAGACGCCUCGAAUGGAGCGAUUUCCACAGGACGACCCCGCCCUAGUUCAGUCGUACGUGGUAGUAUUAUGUAAUCUGAUG